Molecule: messenger RNA, 576 nt
Organism: Aspergillus costaricaensis CBS 115574
Lineage: Eukaryota; Fungi; Ascomycota; Eurotiomycetes; Eurotiales; Aspergillaceae
Exons: 1
Coding region: 151-504 (117 amino acids)
Source: RefSeq, a predicted model, not a curated record
CCGUGCCCCAACCUGUUCUAAUCUGCUACCCCACAGCUCCACUCAGCCCGUCCAAAUGAAAAUGCAUGACCCCAAACAUUGCAAAAUGCAGUGUAGAGGGGCAUAAAACUACCGUAACAACAUAACAGACGUCCUUCAUCAACGAGCUAUAUGUCUCAUCCUGAGUAUCUCUUCACAUACUGCAACGCCGCUCUAGUGACCACAACAACCAAAGCGUCAACCUCGCCACUCUCUAUCCCAACAGAGAUGCGCAAGAAGGGAUCCGAGUCCUCUGCCAUGGUGGAACUGGCCGAUAUUCGAGAAGCAGAGUACCCAGAUCCAGCACCUUUCAUGAUAGGACAGCCUGCCCUCCUUGAUAAUUAUAAAACAAACUCAAGGCAUGCGUCCAGCCCUUCCUUGUUGUUCAACGUCCCGUCGAUGAAAUCAGUUGUCACCAAAGCUCCACCAUGGCCCCAGCCGUAUUGUCUAUUGGGUGGGGUAAGCAACAUCAGCAACAUGAGAUAGUGCGGAUCUAAGAUCAUCCCUAGCAUCUUAGUGGCUCAACAGAUACCUAAUGCGUGGUUCCCUGCGGAUGCU